Molecule: messenger RNA, 6392 nt
Organism: Cotesia glomerata
Lineage: Eukaryota; Metazoa; Arthropoda; Insecta; Hymenoptera; Braconidae
Product: protein artichoke-like
Exons: 5
Coding region: 237-4637 (1466 amino acids)
Cellular component (GO): extracellular matrix
Molecular function (GO): protein binding
Source: RefSeq, a predicted model, not a curated record
UUGCGUGGGCGCGCUAAGUGACAUCAUCGUGAGUUUUUUUAGAGUUUCCCUAUCAGGAGAGGUUUAUCAUUUUUGUGAUUAAAUAUUUUGGUGGUUUUAUUUUAACAUUGUGUGUGGUGCUUAAUAUUGGAAAUACUUCAGUGAUGUAACAAUUUUUUUUAAUUGUGCCCCUUUAAGGUCCGAAAUGGAUGUGUGACUAAUCCGUUGAGGAUGCAAUUGGGGCCAAAAAAACGACGAUGAUGUGGACAACUUGGCCACGAACCAGACGAAAGAGUCAUGUUAAUACAACAGUACUAUGGAAAAAUCCUUUCAACUUUGGUUAUUGUUUUAUAAUAAUCCUGGCAGCAAUGUCGCCAAAAGAAGCCGCUAAAAGUGCAAUUGGAACUACCCAGUGUCCGUCUCCAGAGCUUAUUCCCGGCUGUCCUUGCUACAAUUUCGAAGACGGCCUAUUUUUAGAAUGCAACGGAGCCACGGAGAAUUCACUGAGAGCCGCCUUGACUGCAGUAGCAACUCUUACGAGCCCCAAAGAAGCCGUGGUCCAGUCUCUGAGCAUCUACGAAUUAGACCGGAAAGUAGACGAGCUGAAGCCCAGCAUCUUUCCCUCCGGAACUCAAAUCAGGCACCUCCAGAUUUCGCACUCAAGUAUCCGAGAAGUUGCCGAAGAUUCCUUCACUAAAUUCAACAACUCGCUCACUUCUCUAGGAUUAGUUUCAGCACGGCUGCAACAGGUUCCACACAAGGCCCUGGCAAGCUUAACCCAGCUGACAACCUUGGAUUUAGAGUCUAACCACAUCCACGACCUGCCAGCUCACUCCUUCACCAAGCUGUCCCUCCAGAAGCUGAACCUAAAAGGCAACCAAAUUCAGAAGAUAGCUGAGCACGCGUUCUCAGGCCUGGAAGCUUCCUUAACUGACCUUGACCUAGCUGAGAACAAGAUCAGGAUCUUUCCUAUGACCGCUCUGAGGAACCUAGAGCACCUGGUGUCCCUCCGACUGUCCUGGAACGAAGUUUCGCAGCUUCCUGAAGACGGCUACUCAAGAUUAGACGCCUUGAACUUCUUGGACCUCAGCAGCAACAACUUCGACAAGAUCCCGCUGAACUGCUUCCGUUGCUGUCCUUUGUUACGAACACUCUCGCUUUACUUAAACGCAGUUGAGCUGGUUGAUAAAGACGCCUUUAUUUCCUUAAUAGACCUAGAAUCCAUCGACAUUUCUCACAACAAGAUAGUUUUCCUGGAUAUAGCUACCUUCAGAGCGAACCAGAAGCUCAGGUCGAUUGAUUUAAGCCACAACCACAUCCACUACAUCCACGGAGUCUUCUCCAGGCUGCCUGAACUAAAGGAACUCUUCCUGGCAGACAACAACAUCCUGGAGAUGUCAGCGGAUACUUUUGCAGGAAGCGGAAAUCUUCAGGUGAUCUACCUCCAGCACAACGCCAUCAGGAAGGUUGAUUCCCGAAGCCUGGCAAGCUUGAAGCAGCUGACCCAACUUCACCUCACUGCUAACUUCAUCAGUAAACUCCCCAAGGACUUCCUUCAGCACACUGAGAACCUCCUGACCUUGUCAUUAGACGAAAACAACAUCCGGGAACUAGAAGUUGGGACUUUUGGGCGUACUAAGCACCUUCGGGAGCUCAGGCUGCAAGAUAACCAGAUUACAGAGGUCAAAAGGGGAGUUUUCGCUCCCCUUCCUGAACUCCAGGAGCUCCACCUCCAGAACAACGCGAUCACUGACAUGGAAACUGGAGCUUUGAAGACCCUCCACAGCCUCCAGCAUGUUAACCUCCAAGGGAACCUUUUGGCAGUCUUAGGAGAUAUUUUCCAAGUUUCAGAUGAUAGAAUUGAAGACGACAGGCCUGGAAGCUCGCUUAUAUCUAUCCAGUUGGAUAAUAAUGGGCUAGGAGUCCUCCAUAAUGACUCUUUAAGAGGACAAUCUUCGGUUAGGAUUAUGUGGCUGGGCCACAAUAGGCUCACCAGGCUCCAAGCUCCUCUAUUCCGUGAUCUCUUGUUGGUAGAAAGGCUUUACCUUACCAACAAUUCAAUCUCCAGGAUUGAAGACACUACCUUCCAACCGAUGCAGGCCCUGAAGUUCCUGGAACUUAGUAUGAACCGCCUGAGCCAUGUCACCGUCAAGACGUUCUCAGAACUUCAUGAAUUAGAAGAAUUGUACCUCCAAGACAACGGACUGAGGAAGUUCGACCCGUUUGCGCUAACAGCCCUGAAAAGGUUGAGGAUCCUGGAUCUUGCAAACAACCACCUGAAUGUCUUGCAUUCAAUGAUCUUCCAGGAAGGGCUGCCAAUCAGAACUCUGAACCUCCGGAACUGUUCUGUGAGCUUGAUAGAAUCAGGUGCGUUCAGAGGUUUGAACAAUUUGUACGAGCUAAAUUUAGAGUACAAUCACCUUACUGCGAAUGCGCUAGAUCGCCUGGACAUUCCGGGGCUUAGAGUGCUUAAAAUCUCCAACAACAACUUCUCCCAAGUCAAUGGUGAGUCUCUGGACGGGUUGCCGUCGUUGCAGCAGCUGGCUAUGGAGUCUACGUCGAUACAUCGAAUGCCUCCUGAACUGUUUGCCAAGAACAAGAACUUGGUGAAGCUUUUGCUAGGCACCAAUUUACUUAGGUCCCUUCCUGGAAGCUUGUUCCUAGGUUUGGAGUCGCUCAGAGAAGUAAAGCUUGAUGGGAACCGGUUCCAGGAGCCUCCUUAUGAAGUAUUCCUCAAUGCGACGUCGAUAGAAUUCUUGUCGCUUGCUCACAAUGUUAUUUCUCACGUAGACGCAACGCGUCUUAGUGGACUAACGAACCUAAGAGAGCUAGAUUUAAGAAACAACCGGAUUAUGACGUUGUCUGGAUUCGCUACGGCGAACUUCUCAAGGUUAAUAUCCAUUGACCUGAGCUACAACCACUUAACAGCCCUCCCGGAGAAUUUUUUCAUCCACUCUGUCCAAUUGAGAAAGAUUGAGCUAGCUGGCAACAAAUUCCGGCAAAUUCCAAGCGUAGCUUUAGGAGAACGCAACAUCCCAAACCUAAAUUGGCUGAAUAUGACCAGCAAUCCACUGACCAGGGUCCACGAGUUUCCUUCCUUAGAAACUCACUACCCCGCAUUGCAGGAGAUCCACAUCUCAAGGACAAACCUGACGAUCAUCACCAGCCAGGAUUUCGACGCGUUUCCAGUCCUGCUCCAUCUUUUCGUAACAGCCAACGCAGUCGCCCGAAUUGCUCAAGGAGCCUUCAAGAAGCUGCCAAUGUUGGUAACUCUAGACCUCAGCGUCAAUGAAUUAGAACUACUGCCUCAAGAACGACUCAGAGGUCUAGAACACCUUAAAUUGUUAAACCUGACCCGGAACAGGUUGAAGGAACUCGAAGACUUCCCAGCUGACUCCAAAAGUCUGCAGGUUCUAGACCUGUCCUUCAACCAGAUCACCCACAUUGGUGGUAACACCUUCCGGUACCUUGCAAAUCUAGAAGAACUACACCUCCAUGGGAAUUGGGUGUCCAGGAUCAGCAGUGAUGCUUUCAAGAUGAUGAAGAAGCUACAGCUGCUGGACCUCAGCCGGAAUUACCUAGCAAACCUGCCGCUGAGCGCGCUCAGGCCUUUGGAGACCCAGAUUAGGACUCUUAGAGCCGAAGAAAACCCCCUGCAUUGUGGAUGCGAGUCCCAGGAGCUGUGGGAGUGGCUCAGAGAUCACCAGAAGCUGGUUGUUGGUGAGGAAACCAGGGAGGUUGUAGCUGGGAGCAAUGUACGUCGAGGCAUGAUCAAUGAUGGAGAAUCCCAAGGAUUGCUAAGGUGUGAGCAGCCACCAGAGCUUCGAGGGUUGGUGUUCUUGGAAUUGGAUCCUCAUGCUUUCUGCUCAACUCCUUUGGUUCAGAAGAUUAGCACCCAGGAUAUUCAACCUUUCUCUGCUUCAAUUGUUUGGCAGAGUCGCAAUCAUACUGGGCUUCAUGGGUAUCAGGUUGUCUUUAGAAACCUGGAUUCGCCUGAUGAGAUCCGAAGCAAGAUUUUGGGUCCAACUGCAAGACAAUUAAGGCUGCCCAAACUGCUGGCCAACACCCGGUACCUGGUCUGCAUCCGAGGGCUUGGAAAUUGGGCACCAGAAGACUACUCAUCGUCAGCAUCACUAUCAUCGUCGAUCAUCACCAAGAAUAGCAACGAUUCUGACGAAAUCUUGUUCGACGUCCUGACGUCGCUACCAUCAGAGAUGCUGGACUCUACGGUGAGCCAAUGCCAGGAGAUGAAAACCCUGGAGGCGCCUUCAGCAGUUGUGAUCAGUGAUGGAGCACCUAUCAGUGAUCCUAGCGGCGUCAGCAGUAUCUUGACCAGAAGACUGGGUCUGAUCGUCGGGUGCUGCAUGGGGUUCGUCGUCUUCAUACUCCUCGUCUCCGUUUUGGGCUACUUGAAGGUCAAAAAACAGAGAGAGGCGGUGAAGCGCGACCAACAACCUGUACCACCAGAGUAUAUCUCUUAUAGACACUUCAGUAUUCAAAGUGGUGACGCCGCAAGAGCUGUUACUCCUGGUAAUGUUACUACUGAUAUUACCGCGGUUACUGCGACGAUCACUGCGACGAGCGUCACUGCUACCAAUAAGGACAAUUCCGGGUAUGUUAACAACGUUGUUACUGGUGCUACUAAUCUUAAUGUAUAGCGACGAGCUAAUGGUUCCCGGCUGGCAGACACCAGGACUGACGUCACCAACGUUUAAAUCCGGGACCAUCAUCACAAAUCACGUUGCCCUCCAGAUUUUAUGUUAGUUAGGCUGAAUGGGGAAUAUUGACCAAUUUAUUUAGGGUACGUCGCAAGAUUAAGCUACCGUGGAACCAGUUGGCGUCCAGUUGGUUGUCAAAUCUGACGUCGUUCCAAAAUUUGGUAGCUUAAAACUUUUUUCGGUGCUAGACGGCUAAAUCUGAUGAAAAGCAGCGUCAGAUUUUGUCGAAUUGCGAGCCAUACGGCAUAAUCUGACGUUUUUCUAAGCUUUGGUAGCUUAAAACUUAUUUCGGUGCUAGACGUCCAAGUCAGAUUUAGUCAAAUAAUCGAGCUAGACGAUAUUAUCUUAUAUACUUUGACGUUAUUGUUGCUCCGGGUGCCAAUUAAGUGAAAUUUUGAAAACUAGAUUCGAUGCACGACGUCAUAAUCUCGUAAUAAUUGCGAGUUUUAAUAAUCUGACGCGAGUUCUUAAAGUUUGAGUGAAUAGGUUCGCUGCCAGACGUUAAAUCUGAUGAAAUAUGACGUAAACAAUAGACUUGACGUCAACUAGACAAUAUUUAGGUCAAUGUUUUGGUGCUAGACAUUAUAAUCUGACGGACUAUUGAUUCGGGUGCCAAUUAACUGAAGUAUUGAAGACUAGGUUUGAUGUGCGACGUUAUAAUCUGACGAAAAUAGCAAGUUUUACUAAUCUGACGCUAGUUUAUGACGUUUUAGUCAAUAGAAUUGAUAACAGAAGUCUAAACCUGAUGAAAAGUGACGGAAUUAUGAACAUUUAAGAUGUUAGACGUCCAAAUCUGACGCUUAUAUUGUACUGGACGUUAAAUAGGCAAGAUUUAGGCCAAAAUUUCGGUGAUAGAUGUCAUAAUCUAAUGAAAAUUGCAAUUUUUACUAAUCUGACGCUAGUUUUUGACUUUUAAAUCAAUAGAAUCACUAACAGAGUUCAAAUCUGACGUCAAAUUUGAACUUUACUUUGAAUAGGCAAGAUUUAGGCCAAAAUUUCGGUGCUAGACGUCAUAAUCUAGUAAAAAUUGCAAUUUUUACUAAUCUGACGUCAGUUUUUGACGUUUUAUUCAAUAGAAUCGAUAACAGACGUUCAAAUCUCACGAAAAUUGCAAGAUUCACUAAUUUGACGCUAAAUUUUUAAGGUUCUGUUCAAUAGAAUCGUUGUCAGACAUCCAAAUCUGAAGAAAAAUGACGUAAUUAUGAACAUUUACGAUGUUAGACGUCCAAAUCUGACGUUAAUAUUGUACUGGACGUUGAAUAGGCAAGAUUUAGGUCAAAAUUUCGGUGCUAGACGUCGUAAUCUGACAAAAUAUGAUUUAUACAUGAAACUGGGCGCCAAUUGAGAAAAUUUUGGGUCAGAAUUUCGUUGCUAGACGUCAUAAUCUGACGUCAGAUCCUAAAAAUCAGUUGUUGGGCGCCAAAUUUAGUUGGUAGGUGUCGUAAAUUAGCAGACACGGGCAGUAUUGACGACUUGGGUGCCCUUAGGGGGUAAAAUGGGCAACCUUAAAGGUUAAAAAUAUCAAAAUAUUUUGUAAAAUAUCUUGAAAAGACUUGUUGGGGGGUCGUAAAAAUAAAAAUUAAUCACAAACGGGCAAUAAUAAUAAAAUAUAAAAUAAAAUGAAUGAACACUGGGCGCCAUAAUGUUUUUUUAGUGAGAAUAAAAACUAAGUGUUCCAAAUUUUUUAUAGUUAAA